Molecule: messenger RNA, 2807 nt
Organism: Thamnophis elegans (Western terrestrial garter snake)
Lineage: Eukaryota; Metazoa; Chordata; Lepidosauria; Squamata; Natricidae
Gene: MMP25
Product: matrix metallopeptidase 25
Exons: 10
Coding region: 59-1762 (567 amino acids)
Biological process (GO): extracellular matrix organization; collagen catabolic process; proteolysis
Cellular component (GO): extracellular matrix
Molecular function (GO): metalloendopeptidase activity; zinc ion binding
Source: RefSeq, a predicted model, not a curated record
UAAGGAGGGGGAGAGACUAUAUAGGACCUCGACUGUGCCUGGAGACAUCACUGCCAAGAUGCUUCUGCUGCUUAUUUUCCUGGCAUCGCUCUGGCACAUCCCUCAUAUUAAGGCAGGACCGUCUAGGGUUCUAAGAUCUAAUUCCAGAGACAUGAUCAAGGGGCUGCAAUGGUUGAUGCGUUAUGGCUAUCUUCCCCAACCUGAUCCCAGAGCAGCAAAUCUUCAAAGCGAGGAGGAGUUAUCCGCUGCUGUGAGAACGAUGCAAAGGUUUGCAGGAGUGCCAGUAACCGGAGAACUGGAUAGUGAGACUUUGAGAAUGAUGAACAGGCCUCGUUGCUCCCUUCCUGAUUUCAUUGGCACCUCGGAGUUGAUGCGCCGGCGACGUAGGAAGAGACGCUAUGCUCUGAGUGAAAGUUCCUGGAAAAAGACCGACUUGACAUGGCACAUCCGUUCCUACCCUCAAUCCUCACAAUUGUCCCGUGAUCAUAUCCGGAAUCUCAUUUUUUAUGCUUUUCGAGCUUGGAGCAAUUCUUCAGCCCUGACAUUCAGAGAAGCGCCUUCUCAGACAGCAGACAUUGUGGUGGAUUUUGCGGCCUCUUAUCAUGACGACACAUACCCCUUUGAUGGGCCCGGAGGCACCCUGGCCCAUGCCUUCUUCCCUGGAGAGCAUCCCAUUUCGGGCGAUACCCAUUUUGAUGAUGAAGAGACCUGGAUUUAUGAUCCACGGAAUGAAUCACCAGGCCAUGGCACAGAUCUGUUUGCUGUAGCAGUGCAUGAGUUUGGCCAUGCCUUGGGAUUGGCUCACUCUUCUGUUAAGGAAUCCAUCAUGAUGCCGUAUUACCAAGGUCCUGUUGGUUUGCCCCACCUCUACCAACUUUCUAUAGAUGACUCCAUGGGAAUUCAGCAAAUCUAUGGUAGGCGACAUCAUAGUUCAUAUCCAGAUCAAGACAUUCCAGCGCCCCCAGUUCCCACAGCACCCCCGAUCCCAGGCCUACCACCAGACAAGCCGGGAGAAAAGCCUUCUUUGCCAGCAUUAGAACGUUGUAAAGCCGGGUUUGAUGCUAUUGCUAAUAUUCGUGGCGAAGUUUUCUUCUUUAAAGAGAGACAUUUUUGGAGGAUACAGCCAUCCCAGAAUCUGGUUUCUUUGGAGCCAGCCCAAACCCUCCGCUUCUGGAACGGACUCCCCCCAGAUUUCAAGUCAAUUGAUGCUGCGUAUGAACGUGCCAACGACAGCCAGAUCGUGUUUUUUAUUGGGUCCUCUUACUGGGUUUUUUCUGACACUCGAGUCAAUGAAGGUUAUCCCCGUCCCAUAUCAGAUCUGGGGCUCCCUCGCGGCACUGUAGUUGGGGCUGUGUUUGUUUGGCCUCACAAUGGUAAGACGUAUCUCUUAGAGAAGGACCGCUAUUGGCGCUACGAUGAUAAGUUGGGGCACGUGGAACCAGGAUAUCCGAAACCUGUCACUCUCUGGAAAGGAGUCCCGUCUGAGCUCGAUGAUGUCACUCAUUGGAAUGAUGGCCACACAUACUUCUUCAAGGAUACUCAUUACUGGCGCUUUAAAGGUGGCAAUGUGGAGGCCGAUUCAGUCCAUCCACGCUCCAUUCCCCGCGACCUGAUGUUUUGCUCAGAUCCUACCACCAUCUCCCCCAGCGGACCGAAAACUGGGUUUAAAGGGGAGGAUGGUUUAUGCCUCUGUAAGUCAAGUGGACAAAUCAAAAACUCCUUCUUAGCUUGGAUCUUGAUUCUGCUUUGGAUGAUAUGCUGAUUGCUAGGUUAGCUAUACGACUAUGCACUUUACAUUAUAAAGAGGAGAUCAAACAGUGGGGAAAAUACAGUAUUCCCUAGCAAAAGAUACAGGAUACUUUUUUCUUUAUUCUUUUGGUGCUCUCAGUAUCCAAUACCAACUUGGAGGCUUUGCUCCCAUGCUCAGUUUCUGAAAAAGAAAUGCUUACCUUAAAACUAACUUGGAAGUUUUAGAUCCUAAUAGUGAAUAUGUGAUAAUAUAGUUUCUCAGGUGUGAAGGAAAUGCAUUCUGGGCAUGCUCUGGGGUGCUGGCCUUUCUGAUUCUGUCACAUACCCAAAAGCUCCAAUUCACCAUUAAUUAAUGAAAUCCUUUGUACUUUCCCUGAUGGGAAGCAGAUGAAUGUUUUUGUCAGAAUACACAGAGUGUGGCUGUGUGAGACAACCCAGGAGCAAAUACAGCAAACAGAGGUUUGUAUUUAAAUAGUAGUUUUAUCUACAAAGAAUAUAUAAAUACACAUACUUUAGUCAGACCUCAAACAAAUAGCAAACAGCAAUUACAGCAUGGAAGCACACACGGAGAAAGAGCUAUAUGCCCCCAAAAGGUCUUUUAUUAUUACACUCUCUUAAAGUUAUAUUAGCCCAAAUGACUCAUUCUCAGUAUUACAACAUUGUAGCAGCUGGUCAGCUCUUAAAACAUUACCCUGACAGUUUUGGCUCAGAAUUGGCUUUAGGAUGUCACCAGAGGUUAGAGACCGGAAAGAACCACCUUUUAUAAAAGUAAGUCUAGCCUGUGAAUAAGAUUAUCAUAUUUUCUCCAAUAAAUAAGAAGAAUGUGAGAAAACCAGGGGGUGAGGAGUAUCUCGUGAAAGUAUCUCAUCCCCAUGGACAUUGACUUUGUUACAUUGUGUACUCGCAAUUAUGGUCUAUGUAUAUUUGUGGGAUAAACGCUAUUUGGGACUUCUCAGGAUUCUCUCGAUUCUAAGCGAAGAGCCCAGGAAUAUUGGAGGAAGUUAAUUUAAGAUGAUUUAAAAUCUUCUUGGAGAUGGGGGGAGGGAAGAGAAAUCAGC